Gasterosteus aculeatus aculeatus (three-spined stickleback) is the source of this 2652-nucleotide messenger RNA. The record is from RefSeq and is a predicted model, not a curated record. NCBI's taxonomy places the organism in Eukaryota, Metazoa, Chordata, Actinopteri, Perciformes, Gasterosteidae.
UAUAUAUAUAUAUAUAUAUAUAUAUAUAUAUAUAUAUAUAUAUAUAAAUAUAUAUAGAGGCAGGCAGCAUCAGAGGGGUCAAACACCAUCAUGCAGCUGGAGAUUAUCAGACUCAUUUCAAGUUAGUGUUUGACUGCUUGCGCAAUCAAGUAUUUGAUCAUCUUGUGAUGUGAGAUGUGUGUUAUCUUCUAUUAAUCUUCUAUUAUCUAUUAAUCAUGCUUUUUCUAAAUCUGUUUUAAAACAAUAUUAACACGCACACAUGUAUGUUCACUGUAAACUCUAUAAUGUUCAUUAUGGCCACAAAGAGAUGAACAAUAUUUUGGUUAAAAAUAAGAAGAAAAAAAUGAUUUAUCUUCCAGUCUUUUUAAUAAUAUCCUCUCUGUUUAUGAUAUUACCUUCGGAAAUAUUUUGUUCGUGUUGCAAGACCAGUAGCCGUCCAAUUUAAUCAUCCACACAAAAAACAGCUGGCUAACACAGAUGUAAAUACUUAAAUACUUUUUUAAUGCCCAAAAUGUACCAUGGUUUUUUUUAAUGAAAGCAGUACCUCGGUGCAGACUCCCGUACACUGGUUAUUCUAUGGUAACGCGGUGCAAAUUUAUUUGAAAAAUGUUGUGGAAAUGUGUUGUGUUUCUGUCUCUGCGUGUCAGUCGUCACCUUCUUCCUGCCCGAUGUCCGCUGGGACCACGACAAGCGGCUGCAGGCGCCGGCCGUCUCUUCUCCUUUUCCUUCUACCUACAUCCUCUAGCCGCCAGCCCAAGAUGGAGACUCCUUUCUACCACGACGACUCCGCCGCCAUCGCCGGCUUCAGCCAGUUCGCAGAAUACGACCGUUACCCAGGAAACAAGGUACUGGCGAGCAAGAAGGCCGCGCCAGUGGUGGGCAGUCAUCACUUCCCCAGCGGCGGGGCAGCGGGCGGGAGAGUCACCAACCACCACAAUGUGGGGCUCGCAUGCAACGGCUCUUUGUUGACGUCGGUUGUGCCUUCGGCGGACGUUAGCUCGCUAAAGCUGGCACCCCCCGACCUGGAACACCUGAUGAUCCAGUCCCACCAGGGACUCGUCACCACCAGCCCCGUGUCAAACUCCGGCAACCCCUUCAUAUACCGCAACCAGGCCACCAACGAGCAAGAAGGAUUUGCUGACGGCUUCGUGAAAGCGCUCGCCGACCUUCACAAGCAGAACCAGCUCGUAGGAGGCGGCCACGUGUCCCCGUCCUCACCCUCCAGCAUCUCCCUGCAAGCGUCCUAUCAGAGGAACCUGGUGUCUGGAGGAGACAUGCCGAUCUACACCAAUCUCAGCAGCUACAAUCCGAGCCACAUGCCGUAUCCUGGGGGGCAGAUAGCAUACGUUUGUAGCGCUGGCCAAGGCGGCGGUGGAGCCCCUCAACCCCAAAUCCGAAGCGUGGACACCCCUCAGAUCGUCCCCGAGGCGCCUCACCUGCCGGGUGACUCCAUGUCUCCACCCUCCCUCGCCCCGAUCGACCUUGAGACGCAUGAGCAGAUCAAAGCAGAACGCAAGAAGCUCCGCAACCGCAUCGCAGCAUCCAAGUGCCGCAAGCGAAAGCUGGAGCGUAUUUCGCGGCUGGAGGAGAAAGUGAAGGUUCUGAAGAACCAGAACUCGGACUUGGCCUCCACCGCGGCCAUGCUGCGGCAGCAGGUCAAGCAGCUCAAACUGAAGGUCAUGAGUCACGUCACAAAUGGCUGCCAGAUAGCUGUUGCUUUGGCCGCUGCCAAGUCAGGGGAAGGACGCCCCGGCAGCGAGGACCGCUGAGGAGCAGGAGCCCAGGAGAACAUGUAGAACUUACGUUAAGAGGGUUUACUUGGAGCAGUUUGCCACAUUGUUGCACUCCCGGUCAGAGUGAGCGGGGAGCAGAUCAGGACAAAUGAGUGUUUGGAGGGAUUUAUGUGGUCACACAAACAAGAGUCAAUCCUACAGCCGGAGGAGUUUACAAUACAGAAAGUUCAAGUUAGGACAAUUUGAGUCUGGACAGCAGUUUAUUAGAAGAAAAUCUGGCAAAUGUGGCUUGAAGAGAAUCUAAAUUUGAAAAGAUACAACACAUUUUUUGACAGAUUAAUUGACUUUGCAGAAAUUUUCACCAAGAAUAUUUCCUAUUAAUAUUAAAAUACUGUGUUAGUAAAUUACCUGUUUAAACUCUCUUUGUACCGCGUGUAGUUGUAACAAAAGUAACAAAGAUAGGAGACAAGAAGUUUUCUAAUCGCUCAAAGCAAAAACUAGCGAUUCCAUUACCUUCUGUUACAGAGUGAUGCUCAAAAUGACUGAUGAUGAAGUUUGAAUUUUUAACAAAAAAAAUUUGUUUUGUAAUCUGAUCGCUGUAAACUUAUUACCUUUUCUUUUACUACAAGUCCACUAUGUGAUUUAACAAAGCUAAAGGACCAUUACAUAACAAAUGAAAACCUUUUUACAUGUCUGUUGCUGAAGUUCAGCCGUGGUUGGUAAACAUGAGAGUUUCUUAGCUUUCCUUUUAUCUGAAUAUACUUUUAACAGUUAGAAGUGCCAUUGUUUCCCCUCUUUUAUCUGGCUGUUGGGUCGUGAAAGCUUGUCUUACUUUGUCUCAAUCUUUCAGGAAAUGAACAUCUGAAGACGUCCAAGUCCUCUGUGAAAUAAAAUAUAUUUUUUAAAUAGAACUCAUGAA